Messenger RNA from Lentinula edodes (shiitake mushroom), 1433 nucleotides. RefSeq names its product CTLH/CRA C-terminal to lish motif domain-containing protein. Bases 95 to 1324 code for a protein of 409 amino acids. The record is from RefSeq and is a predicted model, not a curated record. Gene Ontology annotation, biological process: proteasome-mediated ubiquitin-dependent protein catabolic process. Gene Ontology annotation, cellular component: cytoplasm; nucleus; GID complex. The transcript has 7 exons. Gene Ontology annotation, molecular function: ubiquitin-protein transferase activity. Lineage: Eukaryota; Fungi; Basidiomycota; Agaricomycetes; Agaricales; Omphalotaceae.
GAGCUUUUCUAACCACCAUCUAGACGUUACCGUGUAAUCUCGCUGUGCUGGUCUUUACUCAAUCGAAUCGAGAACAUAUCCUUCAAGUCGCGCAAUGACUAGUAAAGUCGAUGUUGAAGGGGCGUUCCUGUUUGAGCAAUCUUUUGCACGAGUACCUUACGAGAAUUAUCGAAAAGUUUUCCGAUCUUCGCAGAAAAAUAUUGAGCGUGAAUACGGGGCGAUUCAAUCUGCAGUGGACGAUGUAUCGAGUACUCUCAAAACUGGAACCGCUAAGAAGGAGGAUAUAGCCUCCGCCGUUGACGGCAUGAUUGGCAGAGCAGAGACUCUUAAACGCAAGCUCUCGGAUCUUCAUGAGUCUGCUGGAAAGCCAACACAAGAUGUUAUACGGGAACGUCUACAGCAUAUGGCUACAAUUGAAAAUCUCAAUAGCACAGCAGAUAGUGAAUAUUCCAAAUGGGCCGACAAACGACUGGAUAGAUGGUUAGUUGACUGGUGUCUCCGCCACGGAAAAGAGAAAACAGCUAAGCAAAUCGCUAGAGAAAAGGACAUUGAAGUUCUCGUGGAUCUUGACCUCUUUAGUGAUAUUCGACGUAUUGAAAGUGCACUUUCAGAACACAGCUGCACGGAAGCCCUCGCUUGGUGUAGUGAAAAUAAAGCCUCCCUACGCAAAGUCAAGAAUACCCUUGAAUUCGACCUCAGACUGCAAGAGUAUAUUGAACUUUGUCGAUCAAACAAGCAACAGGAAGCGAUUUUAUAUCAACGAAAGCAUCUCAUAUCUUGGCAGGAGACACACCUCGUUCAGAUUCAACAAGCGUCUGGCUUGCUCGCGUUCUCGUCGGGGACGACUUGCCGCCCAUACAUGCGCCUGUAUGACCCUUCAAGAUGGACUUCCCUAAUCAAAUUGUUCCGCCGUUCCAUUUACAUGCUCAACACCCUUCCUUCUGAACCUCUCCUUAAUCUGGCUCUUUACGCCGGGCUGGCAUCCUUAAAGCUGCCGGCAUGUUACGACCAUUCCACAAAGAACGUUGAUUGUCCUGUUUGUGACGGUGAAACAGGAUCCGGGUCUGGGAUACAGGGUAUGGGACUAGGAAAGCUGGCGGAAGAGGUUCCUUCCAGCUAUCAUGCGAAUUCGACCAUAGUGUGCUAUAUUACCAAGAAAAUCAUGGAUGCGGAUAAUAUGCCGAUGGCAUUUCCAAGUAACGGCUAUGUUUAUUCGCGGGAGGCAAUGGAAGAGAUGGCCACAAGGAACAAUGGGAUAGUAACUUGCCCAAGGACUGGUAUAUCAUGUCCAUUCACGGAACUGAGGAAAGUUUUCAUUUCAUGAUUGAGUGUUAUGUACUCAUCGCCGUCAUCUGUAAUAUGUCAUCUUCUCUCAAAGUCUCGGCGUACAAUCUACUAUGUAGAAUCAGUCAGAAUCAGUCAAAGCGAUGUUU